Messenger RNA from Cucurbitaria berberidis CBS 394.84, 915 nucleotides. Its product is annotated as carbohydrate esterase family 1 protein. The transcript has a single exon. The coding region runs from base 1 to 915 and encodes 304 amino acids. The record is from RefSeq and is a predicted model, not a curated record. Lineage: Eukaryota; Fungi; Ascomycota; Dothideomycetes; Pleosporales; Cucurbitariaceae. Gene Ontology annotation, molecular function: hydrolase activity. Gene Ontology annotation, cellular component: extracellular region.
AUGCUUCGGAUAACCCUCACGCUGCUCCUCGCGGCCGCCGCAUCAGCCCAAAAGCUCUCCUCAAAGCUCACACAGAUCACCGAAUUCGGCCCUAACCCUCGCAAUGUCUCGAUGUACAUCUAUGUGCCAGCCAGUCUCCCUCCCAACCCACCGAUUCUAGUAGCCCCACACUGGUGUCACGGCACCGCUCAGCAAGUCUUCAAUGGCCGCCCAUGGGCUACAUUAGGCGAUCAGUAUGGCUUCAUUUCCAUCUACCCGAAUACAUCAAACCUAGCAGACCAGUGCUGGGACGUCAGCAGCAAAGAGUCGCUAAGUCAUGAUGGCGGAGGUGAUGCAUUAGGCAUCGUUUCGAUGGUUCGAUGGACCCUAAAGAAAUACAAUGCAGACAAAAAUCGAGUAUUCGUCACCGGAACCAGCUCAGGAGCCAUGAUGACCAAUGUCCUCGUGGGAAGCUACCCCGAUAUUUUCGCUGCGGGAAGUGCAUGGGCUGGCGUGGCAUUUGGUUGUUUCGCUGGCAACGGAUACGGUGAAUGGAGCGAUGCCUGCGCGACGGGGAAAAUCAUCAAAAGCGGGAGUGAUUGGGCUGCUGUGGUGAAGAAUGCGUAUCCAGGGUAUUCAGGCUUCAGGCCAAAGCUGCAAACUUUGCAUGGAACGGCAGAUAAUGUGCUUUACCCGCAGAACUUAAAGGAGCAGGUCAAACAGUGGACUAGUGUGUUUGGCGUUAGUGAGACACCGACUGAAGUUACCAAAGACACCCCGUUGAAGGGGUGGACUCGAUCGCGGUACGGGAAGAAAUUUGAGGCUUACGAGGCGGCUGGUGUGGAUCAUAAUAUUCCGACUCAAGCUGAUGUGGUCAUGGAUUUCUUCGAUUUGAAAUGCAAGAGUUCAAAUUGUUAUUCAAGAAGGUCUAGAUAA